Darwinula stevensoni is the source of this 1497-nucleotide messenger RNA. The record is from the annotation of a GenBank genome assembly. Lineage: Eukaryota; Metazoa; Arthropoda; Ostracoda; Podocopida; Darwinulidae.
AUGUAUUUCAGAGGUACAAGAGAUCCUCCCGGAUCUACGAAACGUUGCACAUUCGACGAGGUCUUACUUUCAAACUUGGCUAGCCGAGGAGGAAUUUACCUGCCAGAACAAGUUCCUACCCUCAGUCACUCCAAGUUGAAGGCUCUCAGUACACUUCCCUAUGGGGAACUGUGCCACCAGUUGCUCUCAGAGUUUAUUGAGGAAGACUACAUGAAUCGAUCCGAUUUCUCAUCUAGAAUUUUUGAAGAAUUUGAUGAUCCGAAGGAAGUGAUUCAUGUUACCAAGCUUCAAGGAGGUCUAAAUAUAGCUGAGCUCUAUUUGGGACCAACUCUUGCCUUCAAGGACCUUGCAUUGUCUGUGUUGGGAAAUCUUGUUGACAGCAUAUUGGAGAAGAAGAAGAAAAAGGCAAUCGUGUUGGUUGCGACCAGCGGUGACACAGGUAGUGCAGCCAUCCACAGUGUCAAGAAGAUGGCGAAUGCGGACAUCAUUGUGCUCUACCCGAAAGGGCGUUGCACUCACGUCCAGGAACUACAGAUGACUACAGUCCAAAGCCCCAAUGUUCACGUCUUUGCUGUGGAGGGGACUUCUGAUGAUCUGGAUGAAGUCAUGCUGGCAGUCAUAUCGGAUUCCGCCUUUGCUGAAGAACACGGGCUGCUAAUCUUCAACAGCAUUAAUGUUGGUCGCAUCCUAGGCCAGAUCCCCAUGUACUUUUGUGCCUACUACCAUCUUUGUAAUAUAGAGACAAUGGAACCGCUAGAAGUCGUCGUUCCGACAGGAGGCUGUGGCAGCAUUGCAGCGGGAACAAUUGCAGCUAAAAUGGGACUUCCAAUUAAAAUUGUGGCAUGCACCAACAAGAAUGAUGUUGUGACACGUUGUAUCCAGAAUGCUGACUUUUCUAAGCAGCCUUAUGUCUAUCAUACAUAUGCAUCGGCCAUGGAUAUACAAUGUCCAUACAACAUGGAAAGAAUCUUUCAUCUUUUCUGUGAAGGAGAUGGAGAUCUGGUUCAAGACGUGAUGGGAGCCUUUGAGUCGCAAGGGAAAAUAGUCAUUCCUCCUCAUGUUCAUGCCUCCAUGAAUGAUGUCAUUCAUAACUAUCCCUUUACUUUCUUUCAAAUUGUAGAAUCCUACUCUGUCAGUGAUGAGGAGAUCCUGAAAACUAUGCGGAGAUGCUGGGAUGAAAAUUCAUACGCCAUAUGCCCUCAUACAUCAACUGCUGUUUCCUUUCACUUUGCUCACAGGAAAGCAGGAUUUUCGAAGUUCCAAGCCUCUAUAUUUGUUCAUUGCAGCCCUACAAUACGGCGAGUGGUCCUCGCAACAGCAUCUCUGGUGAAGUUUCCGGAAGUCAGUCAGGCAUGUGGAAUUCCUGUACCCAGUCAUCCUCGGGUAGAUGCUCUUCCUCGGGUUUCGCCACAAGUUCCUAUCAUGAAGGAGGGUGAUGACUGGGGAGCACUCUUGCGUCAAAAGAUCAUGGAAAUUAAAAAACUGAGAUGGAAUUGA